UUAACUUUUGUUACCAAAUUGUUAAUCAAAUUGUUCUUUUCUCUCAUUAAUAUAAUUGACUAUUUAAUUGAUUUUUUUACUAAAUAACAAGUGAUCGAAAAAGUUUGAACACUUAUAAUCGUCCACCGUUAACCUUUAGUUGGUCAGGUUACAAAAAGAGAAUUGGAAACGUUAUUAUCAUGCAAACCUCUUGAUUCAACAUUUUUCUUUAAAAGUAACUUAAUUUUUAUUUCUAUUGCUAAAUAUUGGUUUCAUCUUAUUGGAUUUUCUUUGGGAAAUCAAAUUGAACAAUUAAACUGAUUGUAUCGGAGAGAUGGUCUAUCAUUUGAUUAACUCUAACGAUCGGAAUAAUUUUGUUUACAUUGAUAAGAAACAAUUUAUUAACUUUAGAUAAUGUUUAAUGGAAAGCAACAUCAACAAUCAAGACAAAAUGUACAAUGAAUGGCCAGUUAUUAACGUUAAUUCAAUUUUCGAGGAAAAUAGAUGGAGUGUAUUACACAAAUUACCUUAUAUUAAUGGUCAAAAUAUCGUUAACGCUGUGGUCAAACCCUUGGCUGGUAAUGUGAUUAAAGGAAGUUCAAGUAAUCGUGAUCUUGGUGGUGGUGGAAUAUCUAGUUCUUUGAGUGCUGGUAGUGGUAUCGGUGUCGGUGUCGGUGGCAGUAGUAGUUCCAGUGGAUUGGCCAGUCAACUAUCAAUAACUGAUCCACCAUCAAGCGAUAUUGAAACAAUUAAUUAUCUUAAAACGGAUCGUGAUGUCCAAUGGGUGAUGGAAGUAAUUUGUUUUGGUCUUUCACUGCCGAUCAAUACAACAGAGCAACAUGAAGCUAUUCGAGAUUGUGUUCAUAUCUAUUGUGAAUGGAUGUAUGCCCUGAUUCCCCAUGAAUCGGCAAUUAAAAUUAUCCCUUCACCAAUAAUGAACGAUCCAAAUCAUUAUUAUCGACGGAUAAUUCAACAUUUAUAUAAUGUUUUCAUACCAAGGACAAACACCAAUGGUACAAAUUCAGGUCAUUCAAGUGCUUCAGCUGAUCUAAAUUCUAAUGAUAUCAUCUCUCGACAAGCUCUUCUCUGUCAUCGUGUCUUACGAACCAUUGGUUGUAUUACUCAAGAUGAGAAUAAUAUCAUGGACAGAGAAACAUGGGAUUUGCUUCUUCUUUUCCUUCUAUCAAUAAAUAAUUCUCUUCUAGCUCCACCAACAGAGAAAAUUGAUAUUGGUCGAACUAAAUUAUGUGAACGAGUAAUUAGCGUUCUAUUCGAGAUUUGGAUUAUCGCUUGUUACAAAUUUUUUCCUAAUCCAUCUUUUUGGAAGACAUUCCAUCAUCUUUGCUGCACUUGGAGACAUCAACCUGCCCUAAUUGACCAAUGGUCUCGAGUUUGUUUCAUUUUUACCCAAAGAUUAUUACAAUUAACUUACGAUUCAGCUACUUCACCUUCACUUUUACCUAAUUCAUGUAAUGAACCUGGAUCACCAUUAAUCGCUUCCUAUUGUAUCCAAUCAAUUAACAAAAUGCCCAAAGAAAUUGUCUCUGAGGCUUGGUAUAAAUUUCUCAAUACAAUCGGUAAUCCAGUUGAUCUUCAUUCAUCGGCAAUCAUAUCGAAAACAUGUAAAUUUCAUUACUAUGUUGCUGACAGUGUUGUAGAUCCUCGUCAACAUCCAUGUUUAAAUGAUCUCCCUCAAAUAUUUUAUCGAGCAAUGAAAGGAUUGGCCAUGUUGGUUGAUUCUUUCCUUGGAUUACCUGUUUGCUUUGACAUGAAUGACCUUAACGACACCGAAUCAACCAAAUCCGGAGGAACAGUAUCCAGUUCAGCUUCUAGUUCAGGAAUUGUUCCCCCACCCCGGAAACAGUCCAGUGUCAAAUCGGGCUCAUCAACAACGAAAAGCAGCAAAAAAGGAGGCCUACUCUCGGGUUUAUCACAUGUUUCCAAACCAUCUCAACAACAACAGCAACAGCAACAACAACAACUACAACAACAGCAACUUCAGCAACAAUUACAACAGCAACAACAAAUUCAACAGCAGCAACAGCAACAACAACAACAACAACAACAACAAGCUCAACAACAGCAACAAAUAGCUCAACAAAUGUUAGUUAGCUCAUCUUAUCAAACUACAACUAGCGUACCAACACCAAGCCCACCGACAGUAUCUUCAACUACACGUUACCUUCGUAAUUUAACAUUUAAUCAAUCAAAGCCUAAAGUAAACUCGAUUCUUAAUGUUCUUGGUAAUUGGUUAUUCAAUGCAUGUAUGAUUGGAACCAAAUAUUAUGUACCAAAUGAGACAACAAGUGAAGGAGGUGAUAACUCAGAUGGGUCAACAUCGACAACCACCGGUGAUACUUUAACCUCACGGAAAAGUUCAAUAGGUGCUGGUUCAGAUAGAAUAAGCCUUGAAAUAUCUUCAUCACUUUCUCCAGAAAAUUUUGAAGCCGGACAAUCGGAGGCCAUUGGUGCUCUUUGUCGUCUAUUUUCAUCAAAGAAAACGGAUGAAGACAUUUCUCCCGUUUAUUUGGCUCGAUUUUAUUUAGCAUUACAAUAUGGAUUAUCGGUUAAAGAGAAUACUAGAGGUCAAGUUUUAUCAAGUAUUUUAUUGAAUGGAACGAAACUUUUUCGAAUCAAUCUUAAUGGUAUCAAUAUACUUAUACCCGAUUUCCUUCGUGCUAUGGAAACUGUUAUUUCUGAAUCAGAUUCUGAGUUCAGGACCUCGACAUCAAUAACUGACCUACGACGAGCAUGUAUCAAACUAUUGUUAUCCAUGAUCUCAUAUCCUCUUCAUUUUAACGAGCUACCUAUCAAAGAUUCCCUGACAGACUCAUCGCCGAUCACAUUCCGCUCUUUAAGGCCUCGAUUUAUCAAUUUCAUGAUCAACGCUCUCAAAACUGAACAUGAUUCACUUAACGUUCAAAUGCUAUUAGGAGGCUUAUUAGUUUGUGUACAAGAUUCAUUCAUCAAAGACAAGGAAAUAAACAAAGGUUCAAGUAUGUCCGAUAAAUCACCAAUUAAAAAUUUGGAUAUUUUCUCUACAACAGAAAAGAUAAUCCAAUCUUCACAUCAACAGCAACAAUUUAUCAAUAAUUCAUAUCGACGAGGUAGAUUUCAUAAUCUAUCUGAUGCUUUUUUAGGAAAAGGCGGAAUUCCUGACACAGCUCGGGAAAUUUAUUCACGAUCAUUGAAUUUGGUUUGUCAAUUGUUAUCCAACAAUUGGAAAAAUGAUACUCAAGUAUCGUUGGCAGCAUUGGAAACUCUCGUGGUUUUGGCUCGAAUUAAAUUUACCGAUGCUGAUGGAAAUGAAUCCGGUCUUCCUUCAAUGAUUGACGAAUGUAAAUUAUCAACUAAAUGGAUUUGUGACUUUAUCGUCUAUCAAUGUUCCCGACCUCCGCCUCACCAUUCAAAAGACAUGCAUUCAACCAUUGUGGCAGCUUAUCGAUGUUUAAACGUUUGGUUUCAUGAACAUUCAUGCCUAUUAAAUGAUCGUGAAUGUAUUGAUACUUUGAUGGAAGUUGUUGAACUUGGAAUCUCUGGAUCUAAAUCUCGAACCUCUAGCGGUCUAAUACUUAAGGUUAAUAAAGAAUUGAAACCCGCCUCAAUGAGGGUCAGAGAAGCGGCUGAAUCUUUGUUGACCUGUUUAAUGAAUCAUUUUGGUAACUGUCCACCAGCCCCUUGUCCACCUGAAACUGUUACCGGUUGUUGUUUGCUUGACGAAGCAUCAAUCUUGCGAGGAUUGGGUAUCGAUGUUGAUACCAAUGCCGUCGAUAGUUGGUCCAAGUAUUUUAAAUAUUUUAUCGCCGAUAAUUCAAUUUUAUUGGCCUUUGUUAAUCAUCCACCAGCUCAACGUAGUAUUUGUAUUAUACGAUCUCCAUUUGGAAAAUAUUGCUGGUCAAUGAAAUUUCAAGUAUUAUCUUUACACAGUAGUACCGAUAGGUCUGCUUUCGAGUCCAUCCCACGUCCACCGCCUCACUCUGUUCCAUCCACCCGUCGAACGGUUCUUCCAAGAUUUAUUCCUGAAUCACUUGAGAAAAUCCCUCUAACCAAACUGGACAUGGUGAUCCCAAGUUUAACCAAUCUUAUAAAGUCCAAUCAAACACUUAAAAGUGACCAUGAAAAGAUGAGUAAAAUUAUCGAGAAACAAGUUCUAAGUGAGAAAGAAUUGGAAAAACGUUGUCUUCCAUUGAUAUUUUCUUCCGAUCUCAAUCAGCCCAAAUCUAAAGAUGAACUUGAAUGUAGUCGAUUAAUUUUAUCACAUUUAGGAUUCAUUUCCCUUGGUUCAGGUCAAAAGUCAGCUGAUUUUUCAUCUAGAGUACCAUCAUUGAUCAGUUUGGAUAAAAAGAACGUUGAACUUUACAAUAAUAUCAAAACAUUGGACAUGAUCUCAACUCGAACCUCAGAUACUGCUUUCGUUUUCUAUGUUCGUAAAGGUCGAGUUCACCCUCAAGAAAUACUUAAUAGUGUCUCUUCAAAACACUAUGUAAGUCCAUCUUUUAUUGAUUUUCUCAAUGGUUUGGGUUGUUCAAUUAAGGUAAAUCAACAUCACGGUUGGACGGGUAAUGUUUACACUUCCUGGAAAUCAAGAGAUGAUGAUAGUAUUUCAGAUGAUCGUGAAUCUUAUGAUGAUCAUGGUGGAAGUGCUUAUGAUGGUAACAAGAUGGUUCUUUAUUGGGCUGAUGUUUGCCAUGAGAUUGCGUUUAUCGUGCCUUCAGUUAGACUUCCAGAUGAAGAUUCCAUAUCAAUUGACUCUGAGGUUAAAGUAAGAGCCAAAAGUACCGAAGGAUCGGAAACAGUUGACCUGAGGUCAUUGUCAAGUUUAAGCGACGAUGGUACCAAUACCUCAAAUUUUUCUCGUAAUUUAUCGGAAGCUGAAUCAACUCGAAAUAGUUGGAGAAAGAAAAAUAAACAUCUCUCCUUUAUUGGAAACAUUGGUUGUGAUACAAAAAUUUUAAUCAUUUGGCUUGAAAGUAUCGACGAUGAGGCCACAAUUCCUAUUUCAACAUUACUUACCGUAACCAACACUGGAGUUGAAACUAAUCCGUUGUCCAAAAAGGAUUACAUUGCGAUCCUUGUUCACCCUCUUAAAAACGGCCUAUUCACAACGAAAAUAAUCACUUCAUUGACUAGGCCACCAAUUGCUCUUCCACUUUUGGACGGGAUGGUUGUUAGUCAACGUGUUCUUGGUAUUUUCGUACGAUUAACUUGCCUUAAUUUAUGUCGACGUAGACGUUUAGAUGCUGAAAGUUUCCAACCGCCGCAUGUGAAACGAAGAUUGAAAAUUCAAGAAAUGGCGAAAAAGCUUCAAUCGAACAUGGAUCAAUCUGAAUUCUAUUUCUCCCUAUUUACGUAAUUUCGUUAAUUAUCAUGAUAAUUAAACAGAAUUUUCCUUAACAUCAUGACAAGCUAAUUAACUUCAUAAGAUGACCAUAUGAUUCUGGACAGAGAAAGAUAGAAAAAUGGAGACAAUCAGCAAACAUGAUUAACUAAAUUAACGAAUUAUAAAAAAAAGAAACUUUUUUAUAUAUUUAUUGCGAUUUUUAAAACCUUGUUAACUUCAAUCAAUUUUGAUUUUAAUUAGGUAACAAUCAAAAUCAAUGGUAUAAUUUGGUUAAUUGUAGCCACCCAAAUCAUUUAUACACCAAAUAUUUUUAUUCAAGAAAAGUAUAAACAAUCAAUCAUGAACAAUCAAUAAUGAUAAAUGAACAAACAAAAAAAAAUGAACAAAUUGCUUUGAGCUUUAAAUUAGUGCAAUAAAAAUUAAGCUUUUAUUUAUUUAUUAAA
Molecule: messenger RNA, 5763 nt
Organism: Panonychus citri (citrus red mite)
Lineage: Eukaryota; Metazoa; Arthropoda; Arachnida; Trombidiformes; Tetranychidae
Product: ral GTPase-activating protein subunit beta-like
Exons: 14
Coding region: 401-5332 (1643 amino acids)
Biological process (GO): regulation of small GTPase mediated signal transduction; activation of GTPase activity
Molecular function (GO): GTPase activator activity
Source: RefSeq, a predicted model, not a curated record